GUACACAUGCUGUCCUCGUCUGAGUUUAAAAGAGAGCUCUAACGGCCUAGUUCGCACUCUGGUCAGAGGCGUGAUGGCACGAGCUGUGGUACAACUGGUCCUCUUUGGGCUGCUGUCAGCUUUGGUUACCACACUUGCAGACAAGGAUGACUGGGACAUCUACAGCUUUCACAUCAACUCAACAGUGAGCAGUCGUUAUGCAACCACUGUCAUCACAAGCCGUGUGGCCAAUCGAAUGGACGCGUCGAAGGAAGUAGAGUUUCAAGUCCGGAUUCCCAAGAAUGCCUUCAUCAGUAAAUUCAGAAUGUUUAUUGAUGGGCAGCCAUACGAUGGAGUUGUGAAAGCUAAGGAAGUGGCUAAGCAGCAGUACACUGAUGCUGUGUCCCGAGGUCAGAGUGCAGGGAUUGUCAGCUCUGUUGGAAGGACUCAUGAGGAAUUCAAGACUUCAGUGAAUGUAGCAGCUCACAAAAAAGUCACCUUUGAACUUACGUAUGAGGAACUACUGAAACGCAAGUUGGGCAAGUAUGAGCUGCAAAUCCACGCUCGACCCAUGCAGCCUGUAAAAGACUUCAAGGUGGAUGUGCACAUAAAUGAGGAUGCUGGGAUCAAUUUCUUGGAGGUGAAAGGAGGACUGAGCACCAAUGCCAUGGCUAAUGCCAUCACCAAAACACUUGCAGACAAACAGGCAUGGCUGUAUUUCUACCCAACAGAGGAUCAACAGAAAUCAUGUGACAGCUGUGGAGAGCAAGGUAUGAAUGGAGAUCUGGUCAUUUUUUAUGAUGUCAACAGGGAAGCCUCAUUUGGAGACAUCAAGAAAUCAUCGGGGUACUUUGUUCAUCACUUUGCUCCAUCUAAUCUUGCCCGGAUACCAAAAAAUGUGAUCUUUGUCAUUGAUCAAAGUGGCUCAAUGCACGGGAGGAAAAUACAACAGACCCGAAUUGCACUGAUUCAUAUCUUGAACGACCUGGCAGAAGAUGACUUCUUUGGUCUGAUCACUUUUGAUGACAGCAUUUUUCACUGGAAACGAGAACUUGUUCAGGCUAACAAACAAAAUGUGGCUAGUGCCAAAACUUUUGCACAGAACAUUCAAUCCAGAGGAGCCACUGACAUUAACCGAGCCGUUUUAGAAGGGACAUCUAUGCUGAACAGACAUCCCAGAGAAGGCUCAGCAUCUAUCCUCAUACUGCUCACAGAUGGAGACCCAACCUCAGGUGUGACAAAUCUGGAAGCAAUUCAGUCAAAUGUAAGAGAGGCCAUCAACGGUAAAUUCCCUCUCUACUGUCUCGGUUUCGGCUUUGAUGUCAACUUUGAGUUCCUUGAAAAGAUGUCACUGCAGAACAACGGUGUGGCACGGAGGAUUUAUGAAGACUCGGAUGCUGAUUUACAGCUGAAGGGUUUCUAUGAAGAGGUGGCCACUCCUUUGUUGACUGAUGUGACCAUGAUUUAUGAGGGUGGAGUUAAUCUGACCCAGACUAACUUCAGUCAGUAUUAUAAUGGCUCUGAGAUUGUUGUGGCGGGUCAAAUCACUGACAACAACAUUGAAACCUUCACUCCACAAGUCAUCGCCAUUUCAAGGAACACAAGGAUGAUGUUUACAGAGACAAAUCCUUCAGUGGAGUCGACUGGGACAGUGUCUGACAGUAACAUCCAGAGGGUCUGGGCCUACCUCACAGUCAAACAGCUUCUAGAGAAAGAACUGCGGCUCUCUGGUCCUGAGAGGGAGAACGCUAAGAAAGAGGCUUUGGAGCUGUCACUAAAGUACAGCUUUGUGACUCCACUGACAUCCAUGGUGGUCACCAAGCCUCCAGGGGAGAGUGCAGAUGUGCUUCAUAAGCCCAAGGAAGGUGAAACCACACAGGACACACACACCUACUCACAGUUUCCCAUGGGUUUGCCAUCAGGAGCAAGUGCCAUGUUAUUUGAAGAUGAUGGUCCAAUUACUAGAACUGUGGCUACAGCAGACUAUGACUAUGCUGAUUCAGCCUAUGAUACGUUUAUAAUUGCUGAGGCAGAUUUUGUGGACGGCUCUCUAAUACUACCAGUUACAGUGGCUCCUGUCACCCCCAAUCCAGGUCCUAGGCAACCUUUAAGACCUGCUCCAAAUCCAGUUGUUCAUGCCACCCAGUUUUUACGUAAAACUGAGAACCAGGCUCUCCCACUGUGUUAUAAUGUUGUUGGAAACAUCAAUCUUCAACUUCUUUACCAUCCUAACGGAGGGCUGUUAGUAAAUGGUGAGCUCGAUGCAUCACUGGGGGGAUUCAGAAGGAUUGCCAUCCACACAGCGACUGCAAAGUUUCAGCUUGAUGGCUUGAAAAUCCUUGUACAAGACCCACAGGGCACAGCUAUCCAUCUUCAGGAGAAUGAAGUCAUUACUCGUGAAAAUGUGACAGUGAUCAGACGGCCCAAAGAAAUAGAUUUUGUAAGCGGAGACACACGGAUCGUCCUCUUGAUUCAUGAGAAAAGUGGUCUUCGUUUCCUCUGGCCUGUUAUCAGACAACAGCCGACAGACGGAAACCUCACAGGGAUUUUAGCCCUUGGUCCAGCAGUUUAUGAGGUGAUACAGGAAAACUCUCCCUUUUCAAAUCUUAAAAUCCAAAACAUCGAGAUGCAGGCUGCCAGAUCCUCUGCUGCUGACUACAGUAUCCCCUCUGCUCCAAUGCUAGACUGCUGGCUUGUCAUCUCUGAGGUCGCCCUACAGCGGUCCAUGGACGGGUUCAUCGUUGCACAAAUUUAACUUGGAAAAGUGAUGAAUUCAUGAAAAGAUUGAUGUAAAAACAUGCUGGACAGUGACUCACCUUAGAACAAUCUUUUGAAACUUUCAGUAAUCAAACUUGUCCUAUAUCUUUGGUUGCCUUGUGAAAAAACUUGAGUGUUGUGUGUGAGGAUUUCUGGUGGGAUUUGUUCUACAGAUCAACAAGCAAACAGGAAGACAUAUUCAAGUGACACAUGAGUUUAUUCCAUCUUGAGUUUAUUAUAGAUCAAGUCGUCUCUCCAGCACAAGAACAACUGCCAGCUGCUACACAUGCCAAAAAACUCUUUGACAUUACUUUGUAGAAAUCUGUUUUCUCUUUUACUUUAAAGAAGGGUUUUUUUUUUGUAAAUUUUGUCCAAAAGCUACAUUAUGUUGACCAUGACUGAUUUAUUAAAGGG
This is a messenger RNA of Cheilinus undulatus (humphead wrasse), 3150 nucleotides long. RefSeq names its product inter-alpha-trypsin inhibitor heavy chain H3-like. The coding region runs from base 74 to 2734 and encodes 886 amino acids. The record is from RefSeq and is a predicted model, not a curated record. Lineage: Eukaryota; Metazoa; Chordata; Actinopteri; Labriformes; Labridae. The transcript is spliced from 20 exons.